GUAAUGCUUCGGGUGGGGGCUUCCGGCGAGGGUCCCUUCACGAGUGGCACACAGACCUUCUCUCUCGACAAACGCAAGAAACAAGUGACGCUGUGCGAGACAGCACCAGCUGCCUCCGCUCCCGAAGACAGAAAAGUUGGUGUUGCAGCCCCGAAGAUGUUCGCCUUCGAUGCUAUAUUCUCACAGGACGAUUCUCAGACGGAGAUCUGUUCGAGCGCCCUUACUGACGUCAUCCACGCUGUCAUCAACGGAACGGACGGUUGCCUCUUCUGCUUCGGACACGCAGGACUAGGGAAGUCGUACACAAUGCUGGGGCGACCGGACGCAUCGGCAUCUCUGGGUGCCAUCCCCUGCGCCAUAUCCUGGCUAUUCCGAGGCAUCGCGGAGCAGAAGCACAAAUGCGGCACCAGAUUCUCCGUCCGAGUGUCCGCCGUCGAGCUGUGCACCAACACCAACCAAAUCAGAGAUCUUCUGGCACCUUAUCAAAAUGAUACCGAACAGUCACCCGGUGUGUACCUCCGAGACGACCCCCUGUUCGGAACGCAUCUUCAGAACCAGUCGGAACUGCGGGUACAUAGUGCGGAAAAGGCUGCCUUUUACCUCGACGCGGCGCUGGCCACACGGGGGUCGAGAGAGGAGGGGAAGGAUAGUCAUCUUCUAUACACUUUACAUGUGUACCAAUACAGCGUGGGAGGCAAAGGAGCUGUUGCCGGGGGCCGCAGUCGCUUGCACUUGAUAGACUUAGGAAACUCGGAACGAGGGAAAACCAACGGUGGAAUACCACUGUCCGGUUUAGGAAAUAUACUACUUGCAAUAUUUAACGGUCAAAGGCAUUUACCAUAUAGAGAUCACAACCUCACACACGUCCUUAAAGAAUGCCUUGGAUCUUUAACGUGUCACACAGCCAUGAUUGUCCACGUUUCCCCAAAUCUCCAAAAUUAUUCAGACACUCUUACAACGUUACAACUAGCGUCCCGAAUACAUAGGUUGCGAAGAAGAAAAGUUAAAUAUAGUUCUAAUAAUAACACUGGUUCCGGUGGAAGUUCCGGUGAAGAUGCUUCAAAGCCAAGUAGCAGCGAACCUGAUCCUUCAAGUAGUGAUCUAUCAGCAGACACUGUUAUUUAUGUUGGACCUUUAGACGAUGCAACAGAUGGUGAACAUCCACCUGUUUAUAUACCACAUAUAAACUCAGGUGACAACAGAUGUGCUUUAAGUAAAGCGUUAAGAGGUUCAUUAGCUGAACAAAAGGUCAAGUCAUCUUUAACAAAAGUUGUCGAAGAAAAAAGUCCCAUACAUAAGUUACACUCGUCGCCCAAGUCAUCUCCAAUGAGAAGUCUAGCACAGCCUAUACAUACUCCAAAGUCUUCCCCAGUUCAUUCUGCUACUGCAAAAGCAGCCCCAAUAAAGAAACAAGUACUAAAGCACGGUGAAGAAGCAAAAAGCACUAGCGAUGAACAAUGGAUUGAUGGUCCUAGAAUAUCAAAAUCAAAGUUAGUUGAAGUUCGACAUAUAAUCAAAGAAACACAAGGAAAUAAAAGAGAGACGUGGAUAGAUGGACCAAUGCAAGAACCUAAAAUCCCUGUUCAAUUUGAGUCUGUACCCAUUCAGCAAUCUAAUUCUAUACCAUUACAAGUUGGUGUUCUAAAUUCAUAUGGAACUGAAAGUCUUGGAUAUGGAUAUAUGGAUAAUCAUAAGAAAAACAUGAUCAAAAAGUGGGUAGAAAAUCAGACAUUUCAAAUUCACAAAUCAAGACAUAACUCCCCAAGCCAUAAAGGCCAAAUUGUAUCUAAAGAUGGUCCAAGAUUACCUGAUGAAACGGAAACAAUACACCGAAUGGAAAUGAAAGAAGCAUCCAAACGAAUACAUGUUGAAGAAUCAACUAUAAGGACCGGUUUAAAGGCAGGUUCAAAGGGUAUGUCAAUUGAAGAAGAAAAUGUAGGACCUCCUGAUCCAAACCCACUAAAAAAAUCGGCUAGCACAACAUCUUCGAUUAAAAAUGAACCAGAUGAAGAUGAUGACAGUGAAGAAUUAGCUGAAAUACCACCUGCACUUCCCUUAUUACAGCCAAGUAGUUUAAGUAGCAGAGAAGUGUCAAUGGAAAGUUUAGAUAGAAAAUAUAAGGAAAGAAUGAGAAUGGAUGAUGAAUUAGUAUCAACUCAUAGCCGAGACAUUGAUCUUCACGGAAUGAGUAAAGGACCGGCUGAUGAUGAAGAUGAAAUUUUAGAAAUAAUUGAACUUGAAGAACCCUUAGAAUUAGUUCCUAUGCAAGAUUGCUGUCUUCAAGUUACUGAAGAAGAUAUUGCGUUUUGUAUGGGAUAUUCAGAUAAUUUUUUUGGAGAAACAGAACACGAAGAUCGUGAAGACCACCCUCUUAGAAUAUUAAGUCAGGAAAAUCUCACUGCUGCAUCGACCUUUACUGAUACACUUUCUUUAUAUAGCGAAGUUGAAAGACAAAUUAGGAAUGAAGCAUAUCUUAGACAAACGAUCGGAUUUUAUAUGCAUGGAGACCACGUAACAGAUAUACUACCUCAUGAGAGUUUGCCAUCUUCUCGUUCACGGUUAGAAGACCUCAUGGGCUUGACAGAGUUGUACGGCUCACGAAGAAUGUUAGAUAGUAACAACUUAGCUGCCUCUAGAAACGCUCCUCAAUUCCAAUCAUUAUCUUUGUGUAAUGUGAGAGAUACUGAUGAUUUUCACGGAGAUGGAUCUGUUUAUAGUGAACCUGCAUAUCGACCUAGUGAUAAAAUUUGUGAUAGUUGCAAAAGGUCUAUGUCUAGACCAGGUAGUGCAAUAGGAGAAUGUGAUGCAUAUCACGACUUAGAUGUAGCGCACAAUGACUCAUACGGCCCUUUUGAACGAUACCGGGCUAAUGACAUAACGGACGCCCGAAUAGCAUCUUUGAGGCAUCCAGACGGUGCUUCCGAUCCAAAUUUAAGGGAAGAAAAUCGAAUUCCUGGUAGUGGCGCUCCGUCUUGCACAUUUCGAGAACUCAAAUCAAAUUUGCACCUGGAAGUAACGCCACCAGUAGUUACUACUGAACCGCGUUCAGAAAAAUGUGAGAAAGGUGACAAGAAUGUUGCAAGAGUUGUUGGUAGUUGUAAAACUGAUGGAUAUGAUAGUGGGCACGAGUCCACACCUAGAACUGGCAAACAUAGCCCUGCAGCAACAUCUAGAAGAGCAGAAUCUGGGUAUGAUUCCGUUCCUAGAGAUUCAGACGCGUCCUCCUUAGAUUCUUACCCAACACGUAGAGCGGCUGUCGCGAGAGCACAUGCUAAAAAACAUACCACUGCUAAAUAUAAACAACACAAUGACAGAUCAUUCUGCUCGUGGUUAAGAAACCCUUUUACCUGCAAAUAUGCGGACACUGAUCCUGAAAUCAGUGACUUUUAACAGUAAGCAAUUUAAAAACUAUAUGUAAAGGUACAAAAUUGUACUUAUACUUAGUUUUUAAAUUCUAAAUAGCUCGUAUCAUUAAGCUACGUUACCGAAUUUAAUCUGGAGACUGCUUUUGUACUCUAGAUAUACUCGUAUUUAUACAACAAAAGCUUUGGCACUGAUCCAAUGAGGUUACCACUGUAUUUUUCUAAACCUUACGAAGCUUCUAGCUCUGCUCCGAAAUAUAUUUUUAAAGACGUACUUAGUGAGUUUAUUGGAUCGUAUACUAAAUGUACCUAGCACUUUUGUAAAUAUUGAAAUACAGACGUGUUAUGCAACGAAAUAUCAAUCAACCCAGUUAGUGUUACUGUUUCUGCUCAUUUUUAUACUUUUAUAUAGU
This is a messenger RNA of Pararge aegeria (speckled wood butterfly), 3775 nucleotides long. Its product is annotated as kinesin-like protein CG14535. The record is from RefSeq and is a predicted model, not a curated record. Gene Ontology annotation, biological process: microtubule-based movement. The coding region runs from base 4 to 3390 and encodes 1128 amino acids. Lineage: Eukaryota; Metazoa; Arthropoda; Insecta; Lepidoptera; Nymphalidae. Gene Ontology annotation, molecular function: ATP binding; microtubule binding; microtubule motor activity. The transcript is spliced from 5 exons.